CGCGUAGAAAAAAGACAUUAACGAGACUUGGUCGCAGAGAAGACUCGUAGAUUUGUCUUUGCGAUUGAACACAAAUUAGGGUUUUUAUUUCCAGGUUUUGAUUCUGCUUCGUGAAUUUUGAAGACAUAACAAUAUUCUUCGAUUUCAAAUGGGAAAAUUUUGUUGCUUCCCUUCCUCUUCCGAGGUUGUGGGAGGACAAUCAUCAUCUCGAUCUGGUAAAGGAAGAAGUGGUGAAGGUUUGGUCAAGUACGGCUUUAGUCUAGUCAAAGGCAAAGCUAACCAUCCCAUGGAGGAUUAUCACGUCGCUAACUUCAUCAACGUCCAAGACCAUGAACUUGGUCUUUUCGCUAUCUAUGACGGUCACAUGGGUCCCACUGUCCCUGCCUACUUGCAGAAACACCUCUUCUCCAAUAUCCUCAAGGAGGGAGAGUUUUGGGUUGAUCCUCGAAGGUCUAUACAAAAGGCUUAUGAGAAGACAGACCAAGCCAUUCUCUCUAACAGUUCUGACUUGGGUCGUGGUGGUUCUACGGCUGUUACAGCUAUACUGAUUAACGGGAGGAGGUUGUGGAUAGCUAACGUUGGCGAUUCGCGAGCGCUUCUUUCUCAAGGAGGUAGGACAAUGCAGAUGAGUACUGAUCACGAGCCUCGUGCUGAAAGGUCGAGUAUUGAGAAUAGAGGUGGAUUUGUAUCCAAUCUACCAGGUGAUGUUCCUCGAGUGAAUGGUCAGUUAGCGGUGUCUCGUGCCUUUGGAGAUAAGGGACUUAAGACGCAUCUGAGUUCAGAGCCUGAUAUUACAGAUGCUUAUGUUGAUAGCCAGACAGAUGUUCUUGUCCUGGCAAGUGAUGGCAUUUGGAAGGUGAUGUCAAAUGAAGAGGCAAUGGAGAUAGCUAGGAGGGUGAAAGAUCCACAGAAGGCGGCCAAGGAACUAACAGCUGAAGCAUUGAGAAGAGAGAGCAAAGACGACAUAUCUUGUGUCGUGGUCCGAUUCAGAUGACAAACUAUUGAGUGGACUGGUUACAUUUUCAAUCAAGAUUCAUCAGGGACAAGCUGGUUGCGCUGGAAUCGAAUGUGAUGAUUUUGUUUCAGUUUCUGACACAGCUUCUUGCUAUAGCUUUAUAAUGGAUUCGUUGUUUGUGUAAAUUUGUGGGGUUUAAAAGACAAAGCAGAGGAAAAUGAGUUGGUGAGGUGAUGGGAUAGUGUUAUUAUUGGUUGGUUCUUAUUAGGUUUAUCUUUUAAUUAUGUGAAAAAUACUUUUGUAUUAGGUUUGAAUUUGUUAAACAAAUAUUUGCUGUUUGUAUGACAUUUAUAUUUGACUA
Brassica rapa (field mustard) is the source of this 1316-nucleotide messenger RNA. RefSeq names its product probable protein phosphatase 2C 9. Lineage: Eukaryota; Viridiplantae; Streptophyta; Magnoliopsida; Brassicales; Brassicaceae. Gene Ontology annotation, molecular function: protein serine/threonine phosphatase activity. Gene Ontology annotation, biological process: protein dephosphorylation. The record is from RefSeq and is a predicted model, not a curated record.